CAAAAGCAAAACAAAAAAAUGGUCAAGGUUGUUAACAAAUCAUACAAACCAAUACUCCCAUAUCUAAGCCGUUUUCUUUGAUCUAUACCCAACAAACAUUCAAAACCUAAACAAAAAAAUACAAAGCUCUCUUCUACAAACAAUAACAUUUUUCUCCAUUUAAAAAAAAAUGCAUCGAUCAGCAAGCUGGACUAGAGCCGAUGACUACUACAUGCACUCGUCACCGAAGGCUGCGGCGGGGCUAAGAAUGUCAUCGUCGAAUGAAUCGAAUGAACUGCCGGAGUAUGAUCCGAUUGUCGAAAUGGCGAAGAAGGAGAAAUCACAUCUCAAGUUUGCUGAAAAUGCUGUUCAUUUUAUUCCUGUUGUUCUCCUUCUUUGUGGUUUUAUUUUAUGGUUCUUCUCAAAUCCAGAUGUAAAUGUGGGAAAUAAACCCGAAUCCAUAGCUUCAAGAAUCGAAGGAUUGACAAUCGAAGGAGACAUUGAUACAGACAGUGACGGCACACAAACAGGAUUUUUACCGAUUGAUUCAGUCGAAAUUGAAGCUUCUAAACACCUAAAAAAUCGUCAUGAUACUGCAAGAAAAUUUGCCACCAAAUUUAAUUGAUGCUGUCAACUACUAUUUGGGCGAAGAAUUUGCUGAUACAUCCUCCAAUUUCUGCAAGCAUUAGGGACUGGACUGCUCAUUUUAGAAAUCCGUUGGCUUAAUUUUCAAUUUCACUUGGAUUGCAUUUGUCCAGCGAAUGUUGAUUUUGUUUAUUGUUUUACGCUACUCUUGUGGAGUAGAAAUUUUUGAUUUUCAAUCAUCUUAUGCAGUGUUUUUUGGAAUUUU
Mercurialis annua (annual mercury) is the source of this 829-nucleotide messenger RNA. RefSeq lists its product as uncharacterized. Bases 170 to 604 code for a protein of 144 amino acids. NCBI's taxonomy places the organism in Eukaryota, Viridiplantae, Streptophyta, Magnoliopsida, Malpighiales, Euphorbiaceae. The transcript has 2 exons. The record is from RefSeq and is a predicted model, not a curated record.